This is a messenger RNA of Ochotona princeps (American pika), 830 nucleotides long. RefSeq names its product transforming growth factor beta-1 proprotein-like. The record is from RefSeq and is a predicted model, not a curated record. Gene Ontology annotation, cellular component: extracellular region. The transcript has 5 exons. Gene Ontology annotation, molecular function: cytokine activity; type III transforming growth factor beta receptor binding; type II transforming growth factor beta receptor binding. Lineage: Eukaryota; Metazoa; Chordata; Mammalia; Lagomorpha; Ochotonidae. The coding region runs from base 69 to 830 and encodes 253 amino acids. Gene Ontology annotation, biological process: regulation of cell population proliferation; BMP signaling pathway; SMAD protein signal transduction.
CCACAGCUCGCCUAUCUCCAGCUCAGUUUUCUUGUGGAUCACUGAGACCUUUCCAUCAGAGCCUCCCUAUGCUGCCCUCCGGGUUACAGAUGUUGCUGCUGUGGCUUCUACUGUGCAUGGCCAAAUUAGGGCUCUCUAGUCCCCAAAGCCAGGGUGACAUCAUGACUGGCCCGGUGCCUGAAGACAUGCCCACCCUGUACCACGGUGCUCGUGAUGGAGUGGGUAAGGAGCCCAUCAGAGCAUGGCCGGAAGGAAUGUGUGAGGAGAGUGUAGAAGAGGAGAUGGAGCGCGAGCCUGAGUAUUAUCCCACCAAUGUCAGUCACGUGAAAAUGGUGGACAGCAGCAGUGGAAUUUAUAAAAAAUUUGAAAACAGGCAGGACAGUGUAUACAUGGUCUUCAACAAAGCGAAGUUCCGGGAAGCUGUGCCUGACCCAUCAUCAUUGGUCCGUGCGGAUCUGAAAUUGCACCUGCUCAGGCAGAGUGCAGGGCAGAUGGUGAAUCUGUAUGAGAGAUACGGCAAGAAUUCCUGGCGCUUAAUCAAAAACUGGUUGCUGAUCCUAAGUGAAUCACCAGAGUGGUUGUCCUUGGAUGUCACCGGAGUGGUGUGUCAGUGGCUGAGAAGCAGAGGGGAAUUUGAGGUCUUUCGCCUCACAGCCGAGAAGUCUUGCUACACAGAUAAUGUUCUCCACGUUGAAAUCAGUGGGAUCAACCCUAUGGGCUAUGUUGACCUUCUUGACAAUGAUGGGAUAAGCGUUAACCAACCCCGCCUGCGCCUUGUGUCCUACCCACCGGACCAGCAUAAACUCGUGGACAGCUCCCAGUACCCCUGA